Molecule: messenger RNA, 1863 nt
Organism: Papaver somniferum (opium poppy)
Lineage: Eukaryota; Viridiplantae; Streptophyta; Magnoliopsida; Ranunculales; Papaveraceae
Product: protein DETOXIFICATION 51-like
Exons: 1
Coding region: 75-1730 (551 amino acids)
Biological process (GO): xenobiotic detoxification by transmembrane export across the plasma membrane
Cellular component (GO): membrane
Molecular function (GO): xenobiotic transmembrane transporter activity; antiporter activity
Source: RefSeq, a predicted model, not a curated record
GAGAGAGAAAAAAACAGAGAGCUCUUGAUGAGAAUUCUCUGAUCAAGAAAAUCAAGAAAAAAUCAUCACAAAAUAUGUGUAAUCCAAAUCCAAAAAGCCACACAACAAAUGAAAAACCAUCACAAAUACAAGAAACCCAUUUAUAUCUAGCAAUCUUAUCAACACUAGAAGAUACAACAAAAUUCUCCUCCUCAUCCCCACCAGAAAAAACCACUACCAGAAUCGAACAUCAUCAUCAUCAAAAUCAUGAUCAUGAUGAUAAUGAUAAUGAUGAUAUCCAAUUCUACACAUACCCAAAAAUCUCAGAAAUCAUACGAGAAACAAAAUCUCUUCUAAAUCUUUCAUUCCCAAUAAUCUUAACAGCACUGAUUCUAUACUCACGAUCAAUCUUAUCAAUGUUCUUCUUGGGUCGUUUAGGUGAUACUGAACUUGCAGCAGGAUCAUUAGCCAUAGCUUUUGCAAACAUCACUGGAUAUUCAGUAAUUGCCGGUCUGUCACUAGGAAUGGAACCAUUAUGUGCUCAAGCUUUCGGUGCUCAACGUCCAAAAUUCCUUUCUUUAACUCUUCAUCGAACUAUAAUUUUCCUUCUUCUUUCUUGUAUACCGAUAUCUCUUUUAUGGUUAAACAUUACGAAAAUCUUGCUCUUUUUACAUCAGGAUCCGAAUAUCACACGACUAGCACAUACGUAUUUGAUGUUUUCACUACCAGACCUGCUAACAAACUCAAUCAUACAUCCAAUCCGCAUUUACCUUCGUUCACAAAAUAUUACGCACCCAUUGACAUUAGCAUCGACUUUUGGUGCGGUUCUACACGUACCCAUCAAUCUUGUUCUGGUUACUCAUUUCCAAUUUGGUGUUUCCGGUGUCGCCGUCGCGUCCGUGGCGUCGAAUUUCUUCGUGUUGCUGUUUCUUGUUUCGUAUGUAUGGUUUUACGGUUUACAUGAACCAACAUGGUCAGCUCCGACACGGGAAUGCUUAACGGAUUGGAAACCAUUGAUACGGCUGGCCGUACCGAGCUGCGUGUCCGUUUGUUUGGAAUGGUGGUGGUACGAGAUUAUGAUUGUGUUGUGUGGUUUGUUGGUGAACCCUAAAGCGACAGUGGCAUCAAUGGGGAUUUUGAUACAAACAACUUCAUUGAUUUAUGUGUUUCCGUCUUCCCUCGGGUUUGCCGUGUCGACUCGUGUCGGGAACGAACUUGGUGCGAAUCGUCCGAAUAAAGCUAGAGUUUCAGCUGGAGUGGCAGUAGUUUUGGCAUUCCUGAUGGGUUUAUCAGCAAUGACAUUUGCAGUUAAGAUGAGAUACAAGUGGGCCCAGAUUUUCACCCUUGAUCAUGAAAUCCUGCGGCUGACAUCAGCUGCUUUACCAAUCUUGGGGUUAUGUGAACUUGGAAAUUGUCCACAAACAGUUGGUUGUGGGGUGGUGAGGGGCACUGCACGGCCGUCCACGGCGGCGAACGUUAACUUAAGUGCAUUUUAUCUUGUCGGAAUGCCUAUUGCCGUUGGGCUUGGGUUUGUUUUGGGUGUUGGUUUUUGCGGGCUUUGGUUGGGGCUAUUGUCUGCUCAAAUUUGUUGUGCCGGGCUUAUGUUGUAUGUUGUUGGUACUACUGAUUGGGAAGUACAAGCUAGCAGAUCUCAGAUACUGAUGCGUGCUGGUGGUUGUGGAGAAUCGGAUUUGGAAAAGUGCAAGGAUCAAUCUGAACCGUUGAUGGUUUCUAUCAAAGUUAUUUCAUGAAAAAUUAAAAGAAAAUUCUGUAGAGAGAGGGAUUACAUAAUCGAAGGUUUUGGAUUUUUUUUUUUUACUUUCCCCAAUAUUUUGUUGGGUUGUGUAUUAUUAAAUUUUUUUUGGGUUGGAAAAAGAUAAAAGU